AACGAAUCAUGAAAAUUAUAAUGUUGAUUCUACAAGUCAAAAAACAAAGCUUUUUCAUAGCACGUUAUAUAUUGGGUAUAUUUAUAGAAUAUGGCGUUUAGUAGUUUCUGAAGAGAGCGGUUUAUUUAUAUUUAUCGUUACGAUUAGUUUAUGGCGUAAAUAUGAAUUUAUUUUAAUUCAUGUAUCUUUAAACUGUGUUCGAAUAUUUUUCGAAAAUAAUGAUUAUAAAUUAAGUUAUAAAGUGAUUAGGAUUAUAGUAUUUGAUCCGGCGUUUCUAACUUAACCUUCAAGGGUAGAUUUUGGUAGAUUAUUAUGCAGUUAUACUUGCAAAAAUGCCUUUAUUUUCAAAUAAAUUUUCUCCAAAGAAAACACCCACGAGAAAAGCGCCAACAUUUUUAAUGAAUAAAGAUUUAAGUCCUAAGAGAAUAGAAAAAGAAUUAGGUCCUGAUAUAGGAUCUAUUCGUAUAAGACUUGGAGACCAAGAAACAGUUUUCGAAAAUGGCUCAUGGAUACCAGAAUCCGGAAAAGUAAGUGGUACAUUUAAAGAAAAUGAAAGACUGAAAAAAGAAAUUAAAAGACUCGAAGAAGAAAACAAUUUAUUAAAAUUAAAGUUUGAAGUAAUGUUAGACAUGUUAACACAAACUACAACAGAAGCUCAAUUUCAAAAAGAAGAACUGGAAAAAUUAAGAAACGGUAUAUCAUCUGAUAGAUAAUUAAAAUGACAUAUUACACAAGAUACGAUAUUUUCAAUAGUUUUAUUUUGAACAAUUUUAUUUUGUGCUGUUUUUGUGCACUCUAGUAAUAUUAUGAAAAUAAAGCUUAUAUCUAAACAAAGAGAUUAACUAAUCUCUAAUCUCCGUAAUAAAUUUUACAUUCUUUAAAAUAAGCCACAAAUGAUUGUAUUAUGUUUAUCACUAUAACAUCCUUUACUUUUAAUAAACUUUGAUUAUAGUUGUACGAAAUGUAUAUAAUUUACAAUAUUGUAAUGUUAUGAUUAAUCCAUGACAUUUUCUGGACAUGUUUUGCGUGUAUGACCUAUUAAAAAUAAAAUAAAACAUACUAAUGUAAACUUCAACUUC
Messenger RNA from Vespa velutina, 1079 nucleotides. RefSeq names its product protein chibby homolog 1 (gene Cby). The transcript is spliced from 3 exons. The record is from RefSeq and is a predicted model, not a curated record. Lineage: Eukaryota; Metazoa; Arthropoda; Insecta; Hymenoptera; Vespidae. Bases 333 to 713 code for a protein of 126 amino acids.